UAGUAAUCGUGUGCACACUUGGAAUACCAAAGGGAUCUGCAAACUUAUCAUAAUCAUCAAACAAACAUAUGCUAUCAAGAUUUCCCAUUUCAACCCAAUUUCUUCUUGAUCUCUGAUUCAUUCAUUCAAGAGAGAGAGAGAAAGAAAAAGAAGAAGAAGAGAAUCUUGAAAGACCAUUUUAUCCUUUUGAGUCUUUGACUCAACUGGGUCCAUGAAUCUGCAAGUGCUCUUGUAAUUUGAAGCAAAAGGUUUUCUUAAUGUUUAAUGGAGACAAAAAGCAGAGUUUCAAGUGCCUGAGAAGCUGGAUUGAUUAUUAAUAAAUAUUCAUCUAAUAAUAUAAAUAAACAAUUCAAAGAUUUCAAUUUUAAUUUAUUUUUAAAUCAUGGGCUGCGAAUUUUCUAAAAUGUGUUCAUGUUGCGAUACCAUAGAAGAUGGAGUUGUAGCUCAACCUGGUAAUGUUGAAAAUGAUAUGGGGGAGACAAGUGAUCUGCCUUCAUUUCGUGAAUUUUCUGUUGAACAACUUAGGAAUGCUACAUCUGGAUUCUCUGUUGAAAACAUUGUUUCUGAACAUGGUGAGAAAGCCCCUAAUGUGGUGUAUAAAGGGAAGUUGGCAAAUCAGAGGCGAAUUGCUGUCAAACGCUUUAAUCGAUCCGCGUGGCCUGACUCCAGGCAGUUUUUGGAAGAAGCAAGAACAGUUGGACAACUUCGAAGCCCUAGAUUGGCCAAUUUACUUGGUUGUUGUUGUGAAGGUGAUGAAAGAUUACUUGUUGCUGAAUUUAUGCCACAUGAAACACUUGCAAAACACCUUUUUCAUUGGGAAACACAACCUAUGAAAUGGGCAAUGAGGUUACGGGUGGCGUUAUAUCUUGCAGAAGCUUUAGAUUAUUGUACAAGCAAAGGGCGUGCUCUUUACCAUGAUCUUAACGCCUAUAGAAUAGUCUUUGACGAUGAUGCAAAUCCAAGACUUUCUUGCUUUGGGUUGAUGAAGAAUAGUAGGGAUGGAAAGAGCUAUAGUACAAAUUUGGCAUUUACACCUCCCGAGUAUCUGAGAACGGGGAGGGUAACACCGGAAAGUGUAAUGUAUAGUUUCGGUACCCUUUUGCUUGACCUUCUAAGUGGGAAACACAUUCCACCUAGCCAUGCUCUUGAUCUUAUAAGAGAUAGAAAUCUCCAAAUGCUUACCGACUCUUGCUUGGAAGGUCAGUUUUCUAAUGAUGAUGGAACCGAAUUAGUACGGUUGGCUUCAAGGUGUUUGCAGUAUGAGCCACGUGAGCGCCCAAAUCCAAGGUCAUUGGUUUCUUCUUUGGUUCCUCUACAAAAGGAAACUCAGGAACCAUCUCAUGUAUUGAUGGGCAUGCCACAAGGUGGCUCUGCUAUGCCACUAACACCACUUGGGGAAGCUUGCUUAAGAAUGGAUCUAACAUUCAUACAUGGAGUCUUGGAAAAAUUAGGUUACAAAGAUGACGAGGGUGCUGCAACUGAGCUUUCGUUUGGGAUGUGGACUAAUCAAAUACAUGACACAUUGAACUCUAAGAAGAAAGGGGACUCUGCUUUUCGUCAUAAAGAGUUUAAAGCUGCAAUAGACUUUUAUACACAGUUUAUUGAGGUGGGGACCAUGGUAUCGCCAACUGUAUUUGCAAGAAGAAGUUUGUCAUAUCUGAUGAGUGAAAUGGCACAAGAAGCCUUAAAUGAUGCAGUUCAAGCCCAAGUUAUAUCCCCAAUUUGGCAUAUAGCAUCCUAUUUACAAGCUGCUGCUUUAUUUGCAUUGGGGAGGGAAAAUGAAGCACAGAUUGCACUAAGAGAAGGGUCGGUUCUUGAAGAGAAAUAUAACGCCAACUGAGAAGGGUAUUUUGGUCAUUUCAUUUCCUCCCCCUUGAUGAUGGUAUACGGAAGGGGAAACACCCAAGUCAAGUGUUUGAUUUGAUGAUAUAAUGGUGGAAAAGAAAAAGGGUUUGAGAUUUGUUUGUUUGUUGUUGUGGAAGCAUUCUUUUGGAAUACUUUUUGGUGAAAUUGGUUGGUUGAAUUAAUGAAUUUUUUGUUGUUUUGGUUUUAUUACUUAGGGGUGGUGUAAUGUAAUGACAUGUUUACCCUUUGGUUUGGAAGGGUGGUAUUGGUAAUGACUUUUUUGUCUUCUUGUUAAUACGAAAUCUUUGGUGGA
Lactuca virosa is the source of this 2158-nucleotide messenger RNA. The record is from the annotation of a GenBank genome assembly. Lineage: Eukaryota; Viridiplantae; Streptophyta; Magnoliopsida; Asterales; Asteraceae.